Raphanus sativus (radish) is the source of this 788-nucleotide messenger RNA. RefSeq lists its product as uncharacterized. The record is from RefSeq and is a predicted model, not a curated record. The transcript has 9 exons. NCBI's taxonomy places the organism in Eukaryota, Viridiplantae, Streptophyta, Magnoliopsida, Brassicales, Brassicaceae. The coding region runs from base 53 to 604 and encodes 183 amino acids.
UACAUAUAAAAAUAAUCUAAUUUGCGACAGAUCCGAAGGAAGAAAUCGAAGGAUGGCGAAGCUGGUGUUCUUCACCGUAGUUGUUAUCACCAUUUGCUCCUUUGGAGUCUCCGUUGAUGACAAAUGUGCUGCUUGCAACGCCGUCGCGGAGGAACUGGAGUCACAGCUUUUGAAGGAAAAACCACGAAACCAUCUUGAUUUGAGAAACCGACUCAAUUCUAAAGGCCAGCGUGAAGGAAAGGUUAUUGAUUAUAGAAUGAGUGACCUGAGGGUGGUUGAUUUGUUGGACGGGCUGUGUGAUAGAAUGCAGGACUAUACUCUACAAAAGGUGAAAUCUAAAAAUAGUGAAUGGGUCAAAGUGGAAAGUUUUGACAAUCUAACAAAUAAACAAGAAGCUAAAGCGCAUGCCAAUGACAUUUCAACUUAUUGCGGAAGAUUGCUGGAGGAAACGGAAGAUGAGCUUGCUGAGGUAAUAAAGAAUGGAUCGUUAAAAGUAGGAGAUGCGCGCAAGGUUCUGUGUCAAACUUUAAGUAAUCACUGCAGCAAAUCAAGUGAAACAGAUUCAGAAGAUGAGGACGCCGAUGACGAUGCAGAUGAAUUAUAGCUCAUUCCGGGGAAAUGUCAUCACUUUUUUUACCAACAAGGUCCGACUACAAAGACAUUUUUUUACGACUCAUUUGUAGCUUAUACACCUUUUUCAGCCUUUAUGUUCCAUCGAUGAUCCGUUCUAGAAAACUUAUUCAGACUGUGACAGCGUUCUGUUUUAGAGAUUUUUUUUCUCAAAGACA